AUGGAAACAGUGUCGCGGCCGUCGGACGGGAUCCUACGCGGGCGCGAGUACUUUUUGGUAUUGAUGGGUUUGAACAGUUUUACCCCUGUCGUUCCUUCUUUCCACAACUGGCGUUUUCCACAUGGGCGGAUGGCGGUGAAAGAGAGAGACAAGAGCUGUCGCAUGUAUGGCUUUGAAGACGUCGAUCCCUUUUCGACCCAAUACGACUUUGAGCCAACUUUUGAAGAUCGGUUCAAACAUAAGUGGCGGUACGAACGCUUCGGCUACCAAGACCCCGCGAGCAUCUUCACGACCCUGUCGGAACAGUACAACACCUUUCAAUGCAGGCUGCAAAGCCACCGAGCUUUUUAUCUCGAUGUUGGUUGCAUUGCGCUUGAAGCGACGGAUGUUUACGAUUUCCUCCAGAGGAUGGCAACACGCCAGAAGGAGCGGUUCACCGAGCUGCGCGAUAUGUACCUCGUGAUGGACUACGACGUUAUGCGGAACAAAAAGCGCAUGGACAAUUAA
Molecule: messenger RNA, 507 nt
Organism: Pyricularia pennisetigena
Lineage: Eukaryota; Fungi; Ascomycota; Sordariomycetes; Magnaporthales; Pyriculariaceae
Exons: 3
Coding region: 1-507 (168 amino acids)
Source: RefSeq, a predicted model, not a curated record